Molecule: messenger RNA, 4316 nt
Organism: Closterium sp. NIES-65
Lineage: Eukaryota; Viridiplantae; Streptophyta; Zygnematophyceae; Desmidiales; Closteriaceae
Source: the annotation of a GenBank genome assembly
AGCACAAGCCGAACCGCUCGCCAUUGUCGCCUGAAAAGACUGGAGCAAGGUCCGCCGCGCGAACGACCGCCGCGGUGCGAGGGACCGCGCAAGAAAGCGCACGUGGAGCCGCCUCACAAUUCGGCACGAGCGCGGAAAACCCCUUGCGCCCUUCCGCAGCGGGAGGAGAUUUUGCAACGGCGUCCGCGGCAGCGCCGGGGACGAUUGCCAUGGCGGAGACAUGCACGCGGAGUGCCCGGGCGAGUUCAGCGCCGAUUGCGGAGCUGCUGCAUCUCCCGCUGCUGUCGCAGUCGUGGUCGCCGGAGGAAGAUCGCGAGCUAGAGCGAGCAUUGGCGAGGCAUGCGGAUAGCAAGCUGUCUCCGUUACAGAGGUACCUGCUAGUGGCCGCGUGUAUGCCGAGCAAGACGGCUAGAGACGUGGCAAUUCGCUGCAGAUGGCGCGACAAGGCUCCAGAGCCGCACAAGCGGAAGCUCGGAAGCCCGCAGGCCACUUCGCCGCGGAAGAAGGCAUCGCGCAGCACAGAAGUGCGCGGAGCAGCAGCAGCAGCGGACGCAGCGCAUAACGAGGCAGUCAAUGAGGAGGACAGGCUGCUGGCGCAGGGUCUGGGCGAAUCGCCGCCAGUGAAAGCGGAGGACGGUUCAAAAACAUCGCAGGCAGCACGAGGGUCGUUUGAAUCACCCGGCUCGUCAGUGUCACCCACGUCAGUGCUCACAGCCAUGGCAUCACCACCUGUAGCCAUGCAGCCGUCGUCCCCUUUAUUGGUGUCUGCGGUACCGUGGAGUGUGCCGGUGGAGCAGGAGGCGCGGCUGGCGCACAGCACUGUGCUUAUUGAGAAGAUUAAGGAGGCACUUCGUCUGCAAAAGUUACACGACUCCAGCCACAUGUUGCAGCAGCUGAAGCGCAAUCUAGCAUUGUCCGUGGAAAGUCCCUCCGUGCGCGAGCACCUGCGCGUACUGAGCCACCACGCGGACAGCCGCGCAGCCGCGGACGCGCUGGCGGGGAGAACUUCCCGCCGCUCCGCGGACGCUGCAGACACUGCGGGCGCUGCAAGGGGCGCUGCGGACGCGGAGGGGGACGCUGCGGACGCUGCAGACACUGCGGGCGCUGCGGACGCGGGGGGAAACGGGGGAAGCGGAAAGCAGCGAGCCAUGCGGGAGUGGCACCCUCACUUCCUCUCCCCACUGCCGCUGCAUGCCGUCCGCCUGUCGCCAUCCACGCGUCAGUUUGCCGCCCAGAGCGCCAACCUCGAGUACCUCCUGACGCUCGACGCCGACCGCUUGCUGUGGUCGUUCCGGCGGACGGCGGGAGAGGAGCCAAUAGGGAAGCCGUAUGGGGGAUGGGAGAACCCUAAUAGUGAACUGAGGGGACACUUCGUGGGGCACUACCUGAGCGCAUCAGCCCUGGCGUGGGCGUCAACGGGCAACACAACCCUUAAAGCCCGCAUGGAGUAUCUGGUGGGAGAGCUGGACACGUGUCAGCAGCGCAUUGGCUCAGGGUACCUCUCUGCGUUUCCCGAGGAGUUCUUUGACCGUGUGGAGGCAAUCAAGCCCGUGUGGGCGCCCUACUACACCGUGCAUAAGAUCAUGGCUGGCCUGUUGGACCAAUACCAGCUGGGCGGCAGCCGGGCGGCGCUGCGCAUGCUGACGUGGAUGGUGGAGUACUUCCGGGGGCGCGUGCAGCGAGUCAUCGAGCGCCACACGGUGGCGCGCCAUUGGCUGUCGCUCAACGAGGAGUUUGGAGGCAUGAACGACCUGCUGUACCGCCUAUAUGCCAUCACUAGAGACCCCCACCACUUGGAGCUGGCCCAUCUAUUCGACAAGCCGUGCUUCUUGGGUCCACUAGCGGUGGGCGCGGACGACCUGCCGGGGCUGCACGCCAACACGCACAUCCCCAUCGCCAUCGGCGCUCAGAUGCGCUAUGAGGCCACUGGGGAUAGCCUUUACCGGCACCUCUCACACCACUUCCUCUCCCUCGUCAACACCUCGCACUCCUUCACCUCUGGAGGCACCUCUGCCUUCGAGUUCUGGCAGGAGCCGCAUCGGAGUGGGCAUAUACUGGCACAGGAGGACCAGGAGUCCUGCACCACUUACAACAUGCUGAAGAUGGCGCGCAAUGCUUUCCGCUGGACGCGCUCAGUGCGCUUCAUGGACUACUAUGAGCGCGCCAUGAUGAAUGGGGUCAUGGGCAUUCAGCGCGGCACACAGCCGGGAGUGAUGACAUACAUGCUACCGCACGGACCAGGGAACAGCAAGGCACGCGGUUACCACGGCUGGGGCACGCCUUUCGACUCCUUCUGGUGCUGCUACGGCACGGGCAUCGAGUCCUUUGCAAAGCUUGGAGAUUCUAUUUACUUUGAGUCUCCAGUCAAGGACGGCCGGCGGAAUAACACCGACGGGCAACGUGUCUUGUCUUCUUCUGCCACGUCAAGAUCCUCCUCCGUUCCUCGCCUGUACGUGGCCCAGUUCGUCUCCAGCGUGCUGACGUGGCAGUCCGCACAGCUGGCGCUCCAGAUGACUGCCACGUGGCCCUCCUCCAUCCGACCAAUCCUGGAGGUCCAGCUGGCAGUGAUUCCUUGGAAGGGGGGGAACGAGGAGGGUGGUCGAGCGGCAACAGGGAGAGCAGAGGGAGCAGAAGCAGAGGGGGCAGCAUCAGGGGGAGGGGAGGGGGAGAGUGGACAGGCAACGGGGGAAGGGGUAGAGGAAGCAGGAGUGGCGGCAGCAGCAGGCAGUGUGGUAGCAAACGGUGCAACAGCAGGCAGUGCGGUAGCAGACGGUGCAGCAGCAGAGGUGUUUCUCCGCAUCCCCUCAUGGGCUGCUGCCGCUACCUCUGCUUCCGGUUCCACCCCACACUGUGCAGCCACUCUCAAUGGCGCCAGGCUGCCAUGCCCCAAGCCAGGAAAGUUCCUGCGAGUGCGGAGGGGGUGGAGGGAGGGUGACGUCAUCGCUCUCAACAUCUCCUUCACGCUCCGCGUGGAGUGCAUUCAAGACGACCGCCCCCAAUACGCUUCACUCCACUCCAUCCUCUUUGGUCCGCAUCUACUAGUCGGCCUAACGGACGGCGAUCGCCAGCUCAUUCCGGGCUUCGACCCGUCACACCCUGCCACGUGGAUCCGGCCUGUGGACCCUGAGGUGCUCAACCAGCAGCUGAUCUCCCUGUCGCUGUUCGCACCGCCACGUCAGCUGCCAGAUCAGCUGCCACGUCAGCAGGGGCAAGACGGCGAUGAGAGUGCCAGUGGCAGUGAUGAGAGCGCUGAGAUGUAUGUUGUCUGGCGACGGAGCAAUGAGACGCAGCCAAUGGCAGGUGGCACACGUGGCAAUCCCUUAGUGGCUGGGCUGACAGGUGGCAGGCCAGGAGAGGGAACAGAGGAGGCCAUGUCAGCAACGUUCAGAGUGAGAAGGCCGGUGGAAAGAAAGGGAGGGGACAAUGGUUUGAUUAUGAAGGGAAGAGGUGAGGAGGAAGAGGCAGGGAAUGGAGAACAGGGAGAGCGGUGGGAGCAAGGAGAGAAGGAGGAUGAGGAGUGGCGGUGGGACAGCGGCGGUAUGGCUGCUCUGAUUGGCCGGGAGAUCUCUCUCGAGCCGCUGGAGAUUCCUGGAAGCUUCCUGGCCGUGGACUGGUGCGGUGUGGGCAGUGCGGGGCGCACAGAGGGAGAGGGGGAGGUGGGUGAGGGAGCAGCAGCAGCAGCAGCAGCAGCGUCAGGGUCAGGUGGAGAGACGCGGAGGGUGGUGUGGCAGACGAGGAGUGAGAUGGAUGCGUGCCGGAGUGACAUACUGCAGGGAGGCAAGGCUGAGACGGCUGGAGUGAUGGGUGCAUGCCAGGAUGGGCGGGCUUUUGUCUUCCGACUCGUUGCCGGGGAGGAGGAGGGCAGCAGGGAAGGGUUGCAGCUGGAAGGGCCGAGAGUGGAAGGGGUGAGGUUGGAGCUGGCAGACUGCCCCGAGUGGGUUAUUUCUCUGGACGGUGGCAGCAGCCGUGGAAGUGCCAGCAGUCUUGCCAGUGGCAGCACAGCAGCCAGCCUCAUGGUUCAACGCGCAGGAAAACCGUCCAUUUCCUUGGCCCCUCCUCUCCCGCUUUCUUCUCCCUCGGUGCUCUUCUCUGUCCAUGAGGGCCUGGCAGCAGGCAGCGCCAUGAGCUUCAUUGCCAAGGGAGCCAAGCGGGAUUUCCUGCUUCAGCCCAUCUCAGAGCUGAGAGAUGAGCGCUACACCUCCUACUUCAAUGUCUCUGCUACUCCUCCACCCGCUCCGCCCUCGCCUCCCCCAUCUCCUCCCUCUCCCGCUCCUUCUCCCUCACCACCCUCUCCUGCUCCAUCCCAUUCGUACUGA